Molecule: messenger RNA, 2505 nt
Organism: Misgurnus anguillicaudatus (oriental weatherfish)
Lineage: Eukaryota; Metazoa; Chordata; Actinopteri; Cypriniformes; Cobitidae
Gene: swap70b
Product: switching B cell complex subunit SWAP70b
Cellular component (GO): nucleus; cytoplasm
Molecular function (GO): calcium ion binding
Source: RefSeq, a predicted model, not a curated record
UGAGAAAACGGUUCACAUCAAGCGCGUUCACACGACACUCGGCAGUCUGGUAACUAUGAACAUGGGAUUGAGGGACGAGCUCCUCAAGGCAAUAUGGCAUGCGUUCACAGCACUGGAUGUGGAUAAAAGUGGAAAAGUAUCUAAAUCACAGUUAAAGGUGCUUUCUCAUAACCUCUGCACAGUGAUGAAGAUCCCUCAUGAUCCUGUGGCUCUAGAGGAACACUUUAGGGAUGAUGAUGAAGGUCCUGUUUCCAAUCAGGGAUACAUGCCCUACCUGAACAGAUUCAUUCUGGAUAAGGUCCAGGACAACUUCGAUCGAAUGGACUUUAACAAGAUGUGCUGGACUCUCUCUGCCAGAAAGAACCUCAACAGAAACCACCUGCUUAUCUCCGAUGAUGACGCUUUUAAGAUCUGGUGCAUUUUUAACUUCCUGUCUGAGGAGAGAUAUCCAUUGGUCAUGGUCACAGAAGAGAUAGAGUAUUUCCUUCGUAAGCUUACAGAGGCCAUGGGCGGCAGCUGGAUUGAGGAGAAGUUUGAAGAAUACAAGGUGCAGCUAAGCAACAAACAGUGUCUAAGCGUAUGGCAACUGAUUGAACUGGUGGGCAAGGGUCACUUUAGUAAAGGCAUGGACCGCCAGACCCUUUCCAUGGGCAUCAAUGAAGUGUUCCAGGAACUUAUUCUGGAUAUGCUCAAACAGGGCUACAUGUUGAAGAAGGGCCAUAGAAGGAAGAACUGGACAGAACGAUGGUUCCUCUUGAAACCCAGCAUGAUUUCAUACUAUGUUAGCGAAGAUCUUACAGAGAAGAAAGGAGACAUACUACUAGAUGGAAACUGUUGUGUUGAGUCUUUACCGGAUAAGGAAGGGAAGAAGUGUCUUUUCUACAUCAAGUGUUCAGACAAAAGCUUUGAGAUCAGUGCCUCAGAUAAGAAGAAAAAACAAGAGUGGAUUCAAGCUAUUCAGACUUGUAUCACGCUACUAAAGGUGGGACGUCCAGCUCCCCAUCAUGAGGCGCGACAAAAACGACGCGAGAUGCGGCAAAAGCAACAGGCCGAACAGGAGGAGCUUGAGCUGAGGAUGCGAGAACUGCAAACAGCCAAUGAAAACAAACAGAGAGAGCUGGAGGCCUUGAGGAAGAAACUGGAGGAUGCUGCAACGAAUGCAGCAGAAGAGGAGCACAGACGUCUGCAGACCCAGAACGAGCUGCAGGAUCUUUACAGGGGCGAAAUGGAGAAAGAGAAAAUGGUUCGCCAGCAAAUGGAAGAACAGGUGGCUCAAAAGUCCAGUGAGUUAGAGCAAUACCUGCAGCGCGUGCGUGAACUGGAGACUAUGUUCCACAGCUUAGAGGAAGCACUAGAGGAGGAAAAACAGGCCAGGCAAGACGAGGAAAUUGUCAGAAAACUCCAAGCCAGGCUUUUAGAGGAGGAGGUAUCUAAGCGUGCAGAGCUGGAGCAAAUACACUUGUAUCAACAACAGACCAUUUCUCAGACCCAGGCAGAGAAGCAAGAACUGGAACGAGAAAGACUGGCAAAGGAGAGCGCGCUGCAGGCUGCCAUGCACCAACUGCAGCAGCUAGAGGCUGACAGGCAGGGUGCACUGGAGCAAUAUGAGGAGGUGAUGAAGAAACUUGCAGAUGCUGCGAAUAAUACAAAGAGCUGGAAGGACAAGGUGGCCCAGCAUGAGGGUCUCAUACGGCUCAUUCAGCCAGGCCCUAAAUUCCCUCAGAAGAUCACUAAUUGGGGACCCGCGUCAUUCACAGAUACAGAACUGAGCUUGAGAGAGAAAGACUGGCAGGAAAAGAAAAGCAAGUCUGCCUCCACCCAGUAGUGCCCUCCAAGUGCCCCGUUAAAGCCACAAUAUGUAAGAUUUUUGUAUUAAAAUAUCCAAAAACCACUUGCACAGUUUUAAUAUUUAAUGCACUCAUGUACUUACAUUAUCCCAAAAGUUCCCAAAUGGUUGCAUUUUAAGUGGCUUAAUAUCUGCGUUAUCCUCAGUUUCUGGUUGUGGAAACACAACACGACUGGACACGGAAGUGGCGGAUAUACAACAUCUAACACACAAUAUAAUUCCAGGGUUCCCACGGGUCCUUGAAAUCCUUGAAAGUUUGUGAAUCUGGGGGAUUUUUUUAUAUAGUUGUGUUAGACACAUGAAAACGUCUCUGGUUACCUAUGUAACUGUUGUUCCCUGCAUCUCCCUUGCCAUACUUCCUGCGUCCCUGUUACGCCGCCUUUGGCAAUAUUUCACAUAGCGAUAUACUUCCUGUCUCCCGCGUCACCCUGUCUUUGUCGUUAAGACUCACCAUUGAAUUUGAUAUACACAUUCAGACGCACUUACCCCUGGAGGCGUCCCCAAAGUGUCACUGCAGUGACGCAGCGCGAGUUCCCUCGAAAGGGAACUGUAACAAUGCAUCUUAAAAGGUAACACGAUGAAACCUUGCUCUCACUUGAAAUGUUUCCACAUUUAGUCCUUGAAUUUGAGGGUAUAUUGGACCUGGAAAGUCAUUGAAA